AAACAAGGGCAUGCACAGGUGUCUGCAGUGGUACUUGAAGGGAGGCUUUCACCCCAAGGCGGAAGGCCCUGAAAGACGGUGCCAACCUGACGGCCAUUUCGGAGGAGCCUGGUAAGGGCCAGGAAUCAGACCGGAACAUGGACAGCCCGACCUCUGAGGCUUCCUUGGCUGAGACGGUUGCCCGGAUGAUGGAUCGGGAGAAGACGUUCUUGACGGAAAUUGGCGAGGACAAACCGGCUAGCAGACGAGGCAGUGACUUUGAUGGAUCGGGAAGUAGCGAUGACGACGACUUUGCUGAUGACGUCAGUGACUUCGACGAAAACCACAACAGUGACUUUCGGCGGCGUGGACGAAGGAAAUCAACACCCUUUGAGUUUGAUAUCGACGCUGAUUUCAAUUUCGAUCAAGACGACGAAGAGGAUAUUCGACGUCGCUCGAAGAAACGGAAGAUUACGACCGAGAUCGUGUACUCCAAGGCGUGUGAGAAUUGUCGCCUGCCGCCCUGUGGGGCCUUCAGAGACCAGGCGACUAAGGUCUCCGUCUGUCUCCGGGGUAUGCAUCUUGGGCCCAAGGAGAUCAAGCCCAUAGCUAUAGCGUUAGUGAAAGACCGAACUAUCGUGGAGCUUGACCUGUCGGACAACAACAUGGGCCCUAUGGGGGUGAUGUAUAUAGCGGAGAUGAUGCAGGCUAACAGAUACCUUCUUGAACUGAAUCUCUCGCAGACUAAUCCCCGUCGAAGCGGCCUGAACGCGCUGGCAGAGACACUGAGAUUAAACAACUCUAUACGGUUACUCAAACUAGAAGAAAACGACAUCGACCAUACAGAUGCAUCUCACAUCGCCAGCAUUAUCAAGUCGUGCCCUAAGCUUCAGGAAUUAUACCUGGGACACAACAGACUUGGGGCAGCGGGAGGGAAAGUCAUCGCAGAAGCUCUGAUCACAAGCACUGGGCUCCGUACACUGGACCUGCAGUGGAAUCACUUGAGACGCGAGAGUGCCGUGGAGCUUAGCAAGGCUUUGGCGAAAAACCAAGGCUUGAAAUUGCUGAACGUUGCGUGGAAUGGUUUUGCCAAGGAGGGAUGUCUAGCAUUAGCCAAAGCCCUGAAGGUCAAUACGUCACUACAAGAGCUGGACCUUACGUGCAAUAGAAUCGACUACCAGUCUCUCAGCUUCCUGGCUCACGGGCUGGUGCUCAACAAGGGUCUCCAAACAGUCAAGCUGGGACACAACCCCAUGACGACAGAGGGCGCUAACCAGCUCCUGAAGGCGAUAGCGGACUGUAAGGAGUCGAACUUGAGGGAGCUGUCUCUGGAAGACAUUGCUGUCGAUCGUGAGUUCAUGGAAACCAUGAAGGCCAUCCAGGAAACCCGGAACCUCAAGGUCAUCCACGGUCAUGAGAUGAAGCUGGCCACUGGCUCGGUGUCACGUGACCAUGACGGAACCAGCCUGCAGCGGUGGGAACCCACACUGGUUCUGUUUGAGUACAUGAAAAUGGACAACCUUCGUCUGAUUGAUAUGUUCAAAAGUUUCGACGUUAAGAAGAGAGACAAGUUGUCCCGCUCUAACAUUAAAGAUGGCAUCAAUACGCUGAAAAUUCCCUUCACGGAACAUAUGUUGGACGAGAUUAUGGAGAAGCUGGAUGUGAACAAAGAUGGCGUGCUAGACUUGGAAGAGAUGAUGAAAGGAGCCAAAGAAAUGUCCCGCUACGUCAACCAGCGAACGUUGAAGGCCAAGGCCAAGAAGCGAGAGGACAUGGGCCUUGUUACUCUGAGACAGACGCUGAAGAAGAUCAUCAAGAAACGUAAGGAAGAGCAGGACCAAGCAGCACAGAACGCCAGCAAGGACAGACGGAACAGUAUGAUGGCGCAGAGUGGACUGCCAGCCUUGGCGGGUAUCGUGCGUAAAAUGCAAAUCAAGAAGGCAACAGGAGUCAGUGUGCAAGAUCCCGCUGUGGCCGAGGUGGACGACGUUGAAGGAAUGGUGAAGUUGGCCGCGAUGAAAUUCAGGAAGAGGCUCAAGAAACCUUCACAACCAUCAACCAUAUCCGAAGAUGAGGAGACACCGACUGCUGCCAUGGCAACAACGAUGUCAUGA
Messenger RNA from Haliotis rubra (blacklip abalone), 2093 nucleotides. RefSeq names its product leucine-rich repeat-containing protein 74B-like. The coding region runs from base 138 to 2093 and encodes 651 amino acids. The transcript is spliced from 13 exons. Lineage: Eukaryota; Metazoa; Mollusca; Gastropoda; Lepetellida; Haliotidae. The record is from RefSeq and is a predicted model, not a curated record. Gene Ontology annotation, molecular function: calcium ion binding; protein binding.